AUGCCGGGCUCUCCUGCCAUUGUGGCCCAAGGGUCUUGCAGUGGCCCAAGGGGGCCUCCCAGGAGUUCGAACAGUGACCCCAACUUCGUGGUGGUGGACGGCGUGCCCGUCAUGCUCCCAUCCUACGAUGAGGCUGUGAGUGGCGGCUUGAGUGCCUUAGGCCCUGGGUACCUGGCCUCCGUGGGCCAGGGCUGCCCCUUACCUGUGGAUGACCAGAGCCCGCCAGCAUACCCCGGCUCAGGGGACAUGGACACGGGUCCAGGGGAGUCAGAAACCUGUGACAGCAUCUCAGGCUCUUCCGAGCUGCUCCAGAGUCUAUAUUCACCCCCCGUGUGCCAAGAGGGCACCCACCCUGCUUCUGACAACCCUGACACAAUUGCUAGCACGGUGGGGGAGGUGGCAUCCACCAGCCCAGGCAUCGACAUUGCAGAUGAGAUCCCUCUAAUGGAAGAAGAUCCCUAACUGUGCAAAAUCCCAAUGACUCUGCUGCUCCUUUGGGGAAAAGAACCUUGUACUUUGGAGUGAGGCCACGGAAGGGCAGUAUGUGGGGCGUGGGGACCUUUUCUAACUUAUGUACGUGGGGAUAGGGUUCACAUCACCCAUCUCAGACUCUACAGUAAGGCUGACAAGCUGCAGUGGCAUGGUUUCAAAUGAAGCUUGAGAACCUGCUAAGGCCAUGGAGAGCAAGGGCAGAGGGGCCCCCCUGUGGUCCUGGGUGGAGGGGGUAAGUGUGUCUCGUGCUGCAGGACAUGGGUCAGUUGCACGCAUGUCUCACGCACUCACACAUGCCGUUGACUUGUGCUAUGAGUACUCCCUGCGCCUCUGAAAGCAUGUCACAUUGUGUAAAUUCGCUUCUAAAAUCUGCUUCAAACUGUCUCUGGACUCCAAAUUCAAAGGCCUCUUCUAGCCUCUGUGGAAAGUGAGUGUUGAGAGGCUGGCCGAGCAGCAGAGCCCCCGUGCACUUACGAGGGGUAGCCCCCAAAGGAAGGGUUCUCAGUACCAUUUCGACAGUCCUCCAUCUGGACAACGCUGCUCAAAGCAAGACUAAAGCAGGAUGUGGCCGUUCCCAUGAGGAAGGAAAGGAGACAGACUCUGCUUUCUGGAAACUUCUUCAAAAAGUAGAGCUCAUGUACCCUGUGCUAUCCUUUGGUGACGUAUCGCCAAUAUUUGUAUUCAUGGAAUGCACAUGGAUGCACGCAUUGGAUAAACCUGUGACUCUAUGAAUGGCCAGAAUAUGUUCAAAUAUAUGUCACAGUGAAGGAAAUAGCCAAGGUAGUGUUUGUUUCAGCAUCUCAAGAAGACUCUGCUCAACAGUUUGUCUGAGUCACGAGCCCUUCCAUUGACCGUUACCACUGUCCUCCCAAACUCAACCGUAUUCUACUUUCCAAAACAGAAAUUGUUUCCAUAAAUAUAUUCCACUCCAAAUACAGUAGGAGGCGGGAUUCAUUUGCUUCUUCGUUUUGUCCCGCGCCGUGGGGAGGCUGGCCUCCCAGCCCAAAGGCAGCCGUCCCCUCCCACCUGCCAUCCCUGCACUUCCACUGUGAGGGUUUCGUGGUGCCCACUGCAGGGGGUGGGGGGUUCUAAGAAAUUGAUUGAUAGAUAAUGUCCUGAGUCCUGAAGUGUCUCUUCAAAUACAUGUUGAUCUGUGGAGUUGAUUCCUUUCCUCCUCUGGGUUUUAGACAAACAUAGACAAACCUGUGAUCCACAAAAUUGCUAUGCUGAUGGAGCAGUGAGGGCUGGAAGCUUGAUCAAGUCCUGUUUUUUCUUGACACAGACUGAUUAAAAAUUAAAAAGAAAA
Molecule: messenger RNA, 1798 nt
Organism: Galeopterus variegatus (Sunda flying lemur)
Lineage: Eukaryota; Metazoa; Chordata; Mammalia; Dermoptera; Cynocephalidae
Product: sushi domain-containing protein 4-like
Exons: 3
Coding region: 1-462 (153 amino acids)
Biological process (GO): negative regulation of complement activation, classical pathway; negative regulation of complement activation, alternative pathway
Source: RefSeq, a predicted model, not a curated record